AUGGCUAUUGGCUGCCCUGUGCUUGCUCGAAAUAUCCCGGCUAACCUGGACCUCAUCGAACACGAGAGAACUGGACUAAUUUUUAGUACACAGGCAGAGUUGAAAUUGAGUCUCCAGAAGAUAACCGAAGACAGCGAUCUCCGUUCCCGAUUGGUGCAGAAUGCAAUGCAGAAGAUGCGCUCACCGGAGUAUCAGUUUGACUGGGAAGCUGCAUCCUACUUAAGACUGCUGAAGGAGAUCAGUUCCAGGCCACUGCAUCCCAGCCCUUGA
Molecule: messenger RNA, 270 nt
Organism: Dibothriocephalus latus
Lineage: Eukaryota; Metazoa; Platyhelminthes; Cestoda; Diphyllobothriidea; Diphyllobothriidae
Source: the annotation of a GenBank genome assembly